CUGAAAGCGGCUCGGGAUUCAGAGGGGAGUGAAGACGGGAGAGAUAACGGAGCAAAGCGACGGUUUUACGGUGUAAACGGCGCGGUUGACGGGGAUAGAAACAGAAAACAUGUCCGCCUGUCGUCUCCUCUGCCUGCUGGCUCUCUCUUUCCUCCAGAGCUCCGUGUGGGCCGGCCCUCUCUCUCCAGAGAACCUGAUGGUGAUCACGGCGGCCACCGAGGAAACAGACGGCUUCAACAGAUUCAUGAGGACGGCUCGAGAGUUCAACUACACCGUGAAGGUGCUGGGUCUGGGGGAGGAGUGGGAAGGGGGGGACGUGGCCCGCACCGUGGGGGGUGGGCAGAAGGUCCGCUGGCUGAAGAGAGAACUCCUGAAACUCUCAGAGAGAAAAGAGCUCAUCGUCAUGUUCGUGGACAGCUAUGAUGUGAUCUUCUCAGCGGGUCCGGAGGAGUUGCUCUCUAAGUUUUCACGCCUCUCUCACCGCGUGGUGUUUUCUGCGGAGGGUUUCUGUUGGCCGGACCAGAGACUCGCCAACAAAUACCCUGAGGUGCAUUCUGGGAAACGCUACCUGAACUCCGGAGGGUUCAUGGGCUUUGCCUCUGACCUCAGCCUGAUGGUGCAGCAGUGGAAAUACAAAGACAACGACGACGACCAACUCUUCUACACCAAGAUCUACCUGGACAGAGUCCAGAGGACAAAGUUCAACAUGACUCUGGACCAUCGAUCCAGAAUCUUCCAGAACCUGAACGGAGCUGUUGACGAGGUCGUCCUGAAGUUUGAGAAGGCGAAGGUCAGAGCGAGGAACGUUGCCUACGACACACUUCCUGUCAUCAUCCACGGAAACGGGCCCACCAAGCUCCAGCUGAACUACCUGGGGAACUACGUGCCGACGGCCUGGACGUUUGAGAGCGGCUGCGGGCUCUGUGACGAGGACCUUCUGAUCCACAACGACACGCCUGACGAGGAGAUGCCUCUGGUUUACAUCGGAGUCUUCAUCGAACAUCCAACUCCCUUCAUGGAGGAGUUUCUGGAGAGACUGACCACCAUGAACUAUCCUCUGGAGAGGGUCCGCCUGUUCAUACACAACAGCGUGGUGUAUCACGAACGUCACAUCAAGCGUUUCUGGGAGAAACACCGCUCUCUUUUCCCCGAGGCCCGUCUGAUCGGACCGGAGGAGAACCUUCCGGAGAACAAGGCUCGGCACAUGGCUGUGGAGGCGUGUAAGAAGGACCUCGGCUGUGAUUACUACUUCAGCAUCGACUCUGACGUGGCUCUGAUCAACGCCGACGCCCUGCGGAUCCUCAUCGAGGAGAACAAGUCGGUGAUCGCCCCCAUGCUCUCUCGUCACGGUAAACUCUGGAGUAACUUCUGGGGCGCUCUGAGUCCGGAGGGCUUCUACUCCAGAUCUGAGGACUACAUCGAGAUCGUGCAGGGCAAGAGGAUUGGUCUCUGGAACGUCCCCUACAUCACUCAGGCCUACCUGCUCCGAGGCUCCGUGCUGCGCUCCCGUCUCUCUCAGGCGAGCCUCUACCUGGACGAGACCAUGGACCCUGACAUGGUGUUCUGCAGGAGCAUCAGAGACCAGGGCGUCUUCAUGUUCGUUUCAAACCGCGAUGAGUUCGGGCGUCUCACUGCCUCGGCGAACUUCAACACCUCCAAGCUGCACCCCGACAUGUGGCAGAUCUUCGACAACCCCGUGGACUGGAAGGAGAAGUACAUCAGUGAGGAUUACCCCAAGAUCUUUGAAAACAACUCCAUCGUGACGCAGCCCUGUCCAGAUGUGUACUGGUUCCCAGCGUUCUCAGAGAAGAUGUGUGACCACCUGGUGGAAACCAUGGAGGCCCUAGACGAUUGGUCGGGGGGGAAACACACGGACGAGCGUCUGGCGGGGGGGUACGAGAACGUUCCCACGGUGGACACGCACAUGACUCAGAUCGGCUUCGAGAAGGAGUGGCUCAAGUUCCUGAAGGAGUACAUCAGCCCCAUCACUGAGAAGCUGUACCCCGGGUACUACCCCAAGUCUCAGGCCAUCAUGAACUUCGUGGUGCGUUACCGUCCGGACGAACAGCCGUCUCUGCGACCGCAUCACGACUCCUCAACGUUCACCAUCAACAUCGCUCUGAACAGCAAGGGGGAGGACUACGAGGGCGGCGGCUGCAGGUUCCUGCGCUACGACUGCAAAGUGGAGUCUCCUCGUAAAGGCUGGUCCUUCAUGCACCCCGGACGCCUCACACACUACCACGAGGGCCUGCCCACCACCAGGGGCACGCGCUACAUCAUGGUGUCCUUCGUGGACCCCUGAGAGAGAGAGAGAGAGAGAGAGAGUGUGUGUGUGUGUGUGUCUCUCUGUGUGUGUGUGUGUGUGUGUGUGUGUGUGUGUGUGUGUGUGUGUGUGUGUGUGUGUGU
Trematomus bernacchii (emerald rockcod) is the source of this 2406-nucleotide messenger RNA. It is a transcript of the gene plod3, whose product is annotated as procollagen-lysine, 2-oxoglutarate 5-dioxygenase 3. The record is from RefSeq and is a predicted model, not a curated record. Gene Ontology annotation, molecular function: iron ion binding; procollagen glucosyltransferase activity; L-ascorbic acid binding. Gene Ontology annotation, cellular component: endoplasmic reticulum. Gene Ontology annotation, biological process: peptidyl-lysine hydroxylation. Lineage: Eukaryota; Metazoa; Chordata; Actinopteri; Perciformes; Nototheniidae.